UUACAACACUAUAUGCCGCGACAAAUCAGUCUUUAUUUACAAAUAUUUAAUAAAAACUUUAUUUCACAUAUAAUAAAUAAGUUAUAAAUAAAUAAUGGAGGUCGAUGAAAAUAAUUUAGGAAAACUAACAGAGCAAUCAUUUAAGCGUAAAGAGCGGUUACUUAAACUACGGGAACAAGCCAGUAAAGCAAAUAAAAAUAAUAGCGAAAGUGGCGAGAAACUACCAAAACCAGUGUUUCGCAGUUAUAAACCACUUAAUGAAAGCACAAAUGCUGAGGUGUUAGAACAGGAACCCACCGGUGACAUUGAAAAAGCGGUUGAGAAUCAAUUGGAAUUGUUACAACAACCGAUGACUGUCGACGAGAUAGACAUAACAAAUCUAGCACCACGUAAACCAGAUUGGGAUUUAAAACGUGAAAUUAGUAAAAAACUUGAUAUACUACAGCGACGUACGCAGAAGGCUAUAGCUGAACUAAUACGUGAACGUUUAAAAAAGAACCAAGAUCAAGAUAUUUUUCAAGCUGUUAAUGUUGGCACAGCACAUGUAACUGAUCAAGUAGAUAACGAUGAUGAAACGUAAAAGAAAUUUAGUUGUAGUUUAUAGUUUUUAAUAGAUAUUUUUUUUAUUCAAAUAAAAUAUGU
Molecule: messenger RNA, 642 nt
Organism: Teleopsis dalmanni
Lineage: Eukaryota; Metazoa; Arthropoda; Insecta; Diptera; Diopsidae
Product: coiled-coil domain-containing protein 12-like
Exons: 2
Coding region: 95-580 (161 amino acids)
Cellular component (GO): U2-type spliceosomal complex; post-mRNA release spliceosomal complex
Source: RefSeq, a predicted model, not a curated record